CUCCCUGCCUGCCUGCCUGUCUCCCUGCCUGCCUGUCUCUCUCCCAGCCGAUGGAGAUGGCAGAAGGAGACGUCCAGUUCCGACCCAGAGUGGGUAAAUCAGCGGCGGCUCCUCUGCUGCCGGAGGUGGAGGCUUAUCUGCAGCUGCUGCUGGUGGUCCACCUGACCAACAUCAAGAGAUACACAGAGGCUCAGAAGGUGUCAGACGACCUGCUGCAGAAGAUCGGCUCUAAGAACCGCAGAGCUCUGGAUCUGGUGGCGGCCAAAUGUUACUACUACCACGCCAGGGUCUACGAGUUCCUGCUGCAGUUUGACUCCAUGCGCAGUUUCCUCCACACGCGUCUGCGUACAGCGACCCUGCGCCACGAUGCAGACGGCCAGGCCGUGCUGCUGAACCUGCUGUUGAGAAACUACCUCCACUUCAACCUGUACGACCAGGCCGAGAAGCUGGUAUCCAAGUCCGUGUUCCCGGAGCUCGCCAACAACAACGAGUGGGCCCGCUACCUCUACUACACAGGUAGGGUUAGCUUAGCACACCCUACUACACAG
Etheostoma cragini (Arkansas darter) is the source of this 548-nucleotide messenger RNA. RefSeq names its product proteasome 26S subunit, non-ATPase 3 (gene psmd3). The annotation marks the transcript as partial. The record is from RefSeq and is a predicted model, not a curated record. The transcript has 3 exons. Gene Ontology annotation, cellular component: proteasome regulatory particle, lid subcomplex. Gene Ontology annotation, biological process: ubiquitin-dependent protein catabolic process. NCBI's taxonomy places the organism in Eukaryota, Metazoa, Chordata, Actinopteri, Perciformes, Percidae.